Molecule: messenger RNA, 945 nt
Organism: Dendrobium catenatum
Lineage: Eukaryota; Viridiplantae; Streptophyta; Magnoliopsida; Asparagales; Orchidaceae
Exons: 2
Coding region: 151-735 (194 amino acids)
Source: RefSeq, a predicted model, not a curated record
AACCGCUCCUUUAUUAAAUAAACCCCUGUGCAUUUCCCGCCGAGGUGCCUAAGGGCUUGGCUUGCGAUUCCAUCGCCGCAGAUCGGUGACACUCCGAUGCAACGAGCUCUCUCCGUCGUCGACAGCGGCUCCGCUUAGGUCUCUCAUCAAAUGGCCGAGACUGACUCUUCGGACCAUGUCACGGCCGCCAGCACCGACGUCAACCGAGAUGACCUCCAGGCUCCGCCCUACGCGGACGAAUCGAUCGUCAUCUGCACUCUACCGGAAACGCCCUGCUCCUCCGCCUCCACUUCCUCACAAACGGGACGAACCCCAGAUCCGCCGAGCUGCAAAGGCUCCCAACCUUUUCCUGUGAGGAAGAAGAGAAUUGCAGUGUUUAGGAGGAGGGCGAAGGGUGCCAAGAUCAGAUAUUCAGAUUCCGACGAAGAAAAGCGGGAUGAUUUGUUGGGCAAAGAACGCCUCGAGGACCUCGAGGACAAAAGCGUAAACCCUAGCUCUGCUCCUGAUACUUCUGGUGGCCCUGGUGAUCGUAAGGACGGCGAUGGUUCUACUGAAUGUAUGGUGUCUUUGGAGCAGCAGCAAUUAGUUUUACUUGAUGUCGUGAAAAUGAUGUGCACAAAGACUAAUGAAAGGUUUGCGGACACGGAUAUUUUGGAGAUCGCUGCCAUGAAGGGAAUCUAUUUCCCUCCGCCAAGUUGGUGCAAGCCAGGAGGCAAUGGAGCCAAGGAACCUUAAAGAAUGGAGUACGCUAAUCGGAGAAGCAAACAAUGUCUAUAUCUUUUGUGCUUCAGGUCGCUAGCUAGUUACUCAUUUUUGGUUAUCCUGAUUGGUAAGGAGGAAUAUGGCACUAUUUCUGUAUGAAAUGCUAAUACUGGUGAUGAAAUUCUGUUUUAUAUUUAGAAAAAAGAUAGUGAUUAACAUAAAUUAAAUUUUCUACUGGUUACA